AUGAGGAUCUUGAUGAGUUGAAGUCACUAAUGGAAUGCCCACAGGGUGCUAAGAAGAUGAGGUUCCUGAUCUUAGAGCAGAAGUUCCUGGAACUUCUUGAGGAUGGGUCCAUCAUCGAAGCAUUAGACUGCCUCCGGAAGGAACUCACUCCACUCAAAUAUAAUACAGAUCGGGUCCAUGUACUUAGCGGGUUCUUAAUGUGCUCCAAUAAAGAUGAGCUGAGAGAGAAAGCUAGCUGGGCUGGUAAAGGACCAGAAUCCAGAGGUAAACUUAUGGAGCAGCUUCAAUCUUUCUUGCCGGCAUCAGUGAUGCUACCUCCCCGUCGCCUCUAUACUUUACUUGGUCAAGCCGUCGACCUCCAGAAGACAAGGUGUCCUUUCCACAACACCAGGCUAGGGGAAGAAUCCCUCCAGAAUAUGUCCUUACUGUUUGAUCAUGUGUGUAAUAGGAAUCAGUUUCCCUCCAAGACUCAUCAGGUAUUACAUGAUCACUGUGAUGAGGUCUGGUACUGUAAGUUCUCACCGGACGGCACCAAACUAGCUACAGGGUCUAAGGAUAUGACAGUCAUUGUAUGGGAUGUUAUCAAGGAAACGUUAGAAAUCAAGAGGAAAAAGACAUUUGAGGGGCAUGCGUUUGGUGUGUCUUUCUUAGCUUGGAGUCCAGAUAGUCGAUACCUCAUUGUUUGUGGACCUGAAGAUUCAUCAGAACUAUGGGUCUGGAAUGCAGAGACAGGGGAAGUAAAAACAAAGAUGAGUCAGUCACCAGAAGACUGCCUGACAAGUGCCUCAUGGAACUCUGACUGUAGGAGGUUUGUGACAGGAGGGACGAGAGGGCAGUUCUACCAGUGUGAUUUGGAUGGCAAUGUUCUAGACACCUGGGAAGGUGUAAGGGUACAGUGUUUAUGUAUGAAGAAGGAUGGUAAGACGGUGCUAGCAGCAGACACACAUCAUCGCAUCAGGGCGUAUAACUUUGAUGAUCUCACAGACCAACAUGUUCUUCAAGAAGAUCACUCUAUCAUGUCCUUCACUAUCAGUUCUAACGAGCGACAGGCCCUGCUCAGUGUGGCUUACCAGGGAGUUCAUUUAUGGGACAUCAAGGACAAGCUGCUCAUUCGCAAGUUUCAGGGUGUCACCCAUGGCUUCUACACAAUACACUCGUGCUUCGGGGGCGUGGAUGAGAAGUUUGUAGCAAGUGGUAGUGAAGAUAAUAAUGUAUAUGUAUGGCACACUAAGAAGGAGUUACCAAUAGCAGUAUUGCAGGGCCACACCAGGACAGUGAACUGUGUUGCCUGGAAUCCUAUUCUUCCUAACAUGCUUGUCUCCGUCUCAGAUGACACCACCAUUAGGGUCUGGGGUCCUGAUGAGUCAUCAGAUACCGAUGGCAGCACAGAAGUUUGACAGGAACCUGAAACUGAAAUGAACUAUAAGACUAUUACAUCCAUAAUGGACAUUCUCUUGGCUGGACUACUUGAGAUUACCAAGUAGAAAAAACUACCUGAUUCCAAUGCAUUGAGAUUGUACUGGAGGGCAAUAUUUUAGCAGAAUGGAAAAAUCUUCAUGUUGGACACUUUUGAGGAUCUGGGGGAAGGUAAUAUGAGAGCGCUGAGGCAGCAGAUUUGUGGAUAAGCAGUUUGAACAUGUCCAGGAUUGCUUGGAAUAGAUGUGUUGAUUCUGGCAUUGUGAUGAUACUGUUGGAACAUUCUCAUUCUGGAAGAGCUUGUAACCUCAUUCACUGUGGCAGGACGAAAACAAAUUUGGAAAAUCUCAGUUUCCUUGGCGGUAGUGUACUUCAGGUUUGAAGUGUUACAGGAGAGUGCACACACCAGGAAUUCAUUUACUUAUUCCUCUGUAACCUUAUGCAGCACCAUGUCCUGUUUCUGUCCCUCGGUCUCGUAAAUUGGCCAUUCUUUUUUUUUGUUUUACAAUUUUCUUUUAUUAUUUCUUGUUCUCUGACAUUUUAUCACUGUGUUAAUUUCCUUUCUCUUUGUACAUUUUUAAGGUUUAGUUAGGAUUCCUGAUUGUGCCAUUUUCAACUCUCUCAUUUUGUUUUUCACUCUCCUUUUUCCUCUCUCUCCAACACUCUUACAUUCUUUUUCCUAAUCCCCUUUUGUCCUUCUCUUUUAUUUUCUUUGGCUCUCUUUGUCUGUCUAUGUUGCUAUAUGUCUUCUCUCUUUCUUCCUGACUAUGUUGUGUUUAGAUGUUGCAUCUGUAACAGAUUGUGGAUUAAAAAAGCAAAAAGUAUAUGAUGAGCGGACAUGUAUCUGUGUCACCAUGUAGGCAUAAACAGUAAUUGCUAUGGAGUUUUCCUCUUUCCAACAGAGACAGGAUACAACUAUUGGGAGAGUCAUUGGUUAAAGAAAAAUAAGAAGUAACCAUUGCAUUUAUGCUGAUGCCUCUAAGACCAUAAGUGUCAAGAUUUUGACUCGUUAUAUGGUGGAAACUAAAUAGAGCUGAAGAUAAAGAACAAAUGGUUUAGUGGUUAAACGCUAUGAUGUGCCAUGGAAGAGUGCUACAUAGUUUUGAACUGAAAAUUGCAUUGGAAGUGGAUAAUUGAAUGGAUGUACAGAAAGAAUUUAGGAGUGCAAUCAAGAUGUAUGUAUGAUAUCUAAAGUUUAAAGAUAGUGAUGUGAACAGGUGAGGAGAUUGGAACACAAAUGUAUUGGGAGAUUAUACUGGAUUAAGUCACUGGUGUGAAUAGGUUAAAGCAGGUAUUGUCCAGGUUUGGACAAGUGUGAACAUUAACGCAGCAACCAUAUUAUUUCCAUAUCAUUGCUUUAGCUUCGUAAUUGGACCUGUGAGAUUAAUCAUCAGCGGGUAAAACAUUGUGAAAAAAUAAAUAUGAAGAAAAAAGCGAAUCAAUUUGAAAUGGUGUGAUCUGGUCCAAAAUGUUAUGAUGGGAGUAAAGAGAACCCUAGCAUUGAUCUAUGGUCUUACUCUUGUAUCAAAUGAAUCAAUGUGUUAGUCAGAAUUGUGGUAACCAAACUUGUGGAUAGAGUGAACUUCUUUGUUGGGACAUAUAAAGAGUCAUUGGGAGCCAAUAAAAUAUGGGGGCAUUCACUUGCAUGACUUGGUUCGAGCAAGUUGCAUUUAAAUUUUUGAUAUGGUAAAUCUUGAUUUGAACUUGUUUGGAUUCGACAAAUAGAAGCAAGCGACAUAUUAAUCAAAAUAUUUUUUUUAAUGAAUUUACAUGUUAUUUUGUUACAAAUUAAUUACUUUCUUCAAUGCAAAAUUUCAUGUAGAGACGUUUGGUUUAUCAUCAUGCUAUAAAUGCAUUGACAUCUAUGAAACUGGCAGCCAUAUUUUAUAUUCUGGAGGGGGGGUUAAAGGAAAUUCACACAUUUGUUACUUGCUUCCUUUUGUCAAAUUAUUUGUAGGACCCCUUGAACUUGCACAUUCCUACUGAAAGAUAAGUGAAAGUUAACGUGUUCACAGCAACACAUAAAACCUAUAAAUUAUAAAAGGAAAUAUUAAUAUCUAAGAAAUUAGUAUACAUUGACCGGUUUGAAGUGGUUGUGACGAGAGUAAACUAAAACCCAUAAAAUCUUCUGAAAUGAAACUACUUAUUUUCUUUAACAAAACAAUGACUUAAAAUAUUGACAAGUAGAUGUAAUGUUAUUGUAGUUUUUAGGAGAAUAAAUAUCUGAAUCUAUUGUAGUUUACUCAAUUGGUAUUACACACAAGUGGUGAUACAUUUUUACAUAAGGAUCGUGAGGGCAUUUUUCUGGUUAAGUAGAAAGUAGAUUCUAUAUUAGAAUAGGGUUUAGUGGCAUAUGCAUUUUUAAUAUUUUAUUUUUUAGAUUUACAGUAUUUGCAUAGAAAUAUCACAUUGGUACAUGAGUAUACUUUUUAUGGAGUGCUACUUUUCAUUUCCACUUGAGAGAACAUUCUUAUUCUACUUUCUGAUGCUGCUGGCAAGCAAUCAAUGUAGGGGCUGUCACACUUAAAUGAUUGAGCAGCAUUUGUAGACAUACGUAUGGCAAGCCGUUUGAAAAUAUUAACCUAUUUCUUGAUAUCAAAUUAACCCUAAAAUGACUAGGCCCCCCUCAACGCUUUGCACUACAUUUCUGGAACGCAAAAAGAAAGCUGCGCAAAAUCUUAUGACUUUUUCCUUUGAAGUCUCGCGCAACUUUUGAGACCAAAUUCGCAACGUAUGGGUACAGCAUCGCGAUGCCAUGUGACUUUUUACGAGGCAAUGUUGUGCCGAAAAUGGCUCAUUUUUAUACUCUUGUGUACAAAGUUUAUGGGAGAUGAAAUUUGAAAAAGGGUGAUUAUGUUUUAUUCUAAUUGGUCUGCUUAAUUAAUUUAGGGUUUAAUUUAGUUGUUAAAUGGGCUGUAAUUAUUUCCAUUGAAAAAAAACAAUGAAAAAUAAAAGAUGAAAAAACAGAGAAAUACAUAAAUUAAAAAAACAAAGAAAUUCACAAGGAAAAAUUUGGCUCUUGCAAUUAUUCUUUGUGGAAACCUUUAAAUAUGAUUACAAAGAUGACGUCUGGAGAAAAAAGAAAAUUUGAAAUGAAGUUGGGUGUUCAAUAUGCAAAUAAAGUUUUUCAAAAAUAAAUUUGAAUAUUUUAUAUAUAAUAAAUAAUUUUUUUUU
Molecule: messenger RNA, 4590 nt
Organism: Lytechinus pictus (painted urchin)
Lineage: Eukaryota; Metazoa; Echinodermata; Echinoidea; Temnopleuroida; Toxopneustidae
Product: WD repeat-containing protein 26-like
Exons: 11
Coding region: 30-1397 (455 amino acids)
Biological process (GO): proteasome-mediated ubiquitin-dependent protein catabolic process
Cellular component (GO): GID complex
Molecular function (GO): protein binding
Source: RefSeq, a predicted model, not a curated record